AUGUGUAAUAAAAGGGAGGGGAAGCAUUUUAUCAAGGAGAGGCUGGACAGAGCCCUUGCUAAUGUAGGCUUUCCUUCUUUGUUCUGCAAUUGUGAGGUGCAGGUGCUUCCAGUAGUUAACUCGGAUCGUAACCCAUUAUUUAUCAAAUGUCAUAAAGGUCAUAUUCAGCCGAAACCCAAUGCUCCCAUGUUGUUCCGGUAUGAAGCGGUUUGGUCUGAAAAUCAAGAGUGCAAAGACAUCAUUGCAAGCUUCUGGUCUCGCCAUGCGGGACAAAACAGUUCGUUUGGAUGGUUCAAAGAGGGAUUAAUGAGAUGUAGGGAGAAACUUCAAUUUUGGGCCAGGAGUAAUGCAAGAGACGCUAGGAAGGUGCUUCAAGUAAACAUGCAGAAACUUCGGUCACUGCAGAAUGUUAACCAAGGGGACUUGAAUGGGAGGAUUAAAGACAUUAAAAAUCAAGUUGAUGCACUGUUAGCAGAAGAAGAAAUUAAAUGGAGGCAACGAUCUAAACAAAUGUGGCUUAAGAGUGGGGACAAGAAUACACCCUACUUCCAUAAAUGCACAUCCCAAAGGAAACAACAAUAUACCAUCGAAAGUGUUGGCUAA
This is a messenger RNA of Fraxinus pennsylvanica, 603 nucleotides long. Lineage: Eukaryota; Viridiplantae; Streptophyta; Magnoliopsida; Lamiales; Oleaceae. The record is from the annotation of a GenBank genome assembly.